Molecule: messenger RNA, 1713 nt
Organism: Microplitis demolitor
Lineage: Eukaryota; Metazoa; Arthropoda; Insecta; Hymenoptera; Braconidae
Exons: 3
Coding region: 1-858 (285 amino acids)
Source: RefSeq, a predicted model, not a curated record
AUGAGUCUGCACUCUGGUGUUGAAAUUAGAAAAGAAUAUUGUCUAGACCGAUAUGUUGAAAAUGGAUGCAUCAGCAAGUCUAGUAUAACAUGGCGUUGUGUGGAAUAUUACUUAUCGGUCGCUCGUAAUGUAACUAUUCACACAACCUCCGAGAGUCGCAAAGGUUCAAUUAUUGGUAAUCAUGAACCUCAUCAACAUCCAGUCGACAUAGCAUCAGUUGAAGCCAAAAUAGUGUGCAAUAAAAUAAAAAAACGAGCAGCUAAGAAUGAUGACAUACCUGCCACUGUUAUUUCGUCGGUUUUAUCAACAGUAUCGUCUCCAAUCGUUGCUAAAUUGCCUAAAAUUGUGUCACUAACACGAGAAGUGCAGCAUAUUCGUAAAACCGAUAAACCUCAGAUAAAGAAGACUGCAAAUCGUACAGAGUUGAUUAUCCCAGAUGAAUUUAAAAAAACAGCAAAAGGAGAAGACUUCUCAUUUCAUGAUAGUGGUAAUAAUAAAUCUAGGUUUUUAAUAUUUACAACUAUCAAGAAUUUAGAAAUUUUAUCUGAGUGUGAAAAUUGGGCUGGUGACGGGACAUUCUCAUCUGUGCCAAUUAUAUUUAAACAACUCUACACUAUUCACGGAUUAAAAAAUGGUAAGAUGUUGCCAUUGGUAUACAUGCUGCUACCUAGCAAAUCGGAAAAAGUACAUACCCAGUGUUUAACAAUAUUGAAAAAUCGCAUACCAGAACUCAAUCCUAACCGAAUAAUGGUAGACGUCGAGCCUGCGUUUAUAUCGGCUUUUCAUAAAGUAUUUCCUAAUACUAUAGUAUCUGGGUGCUUAUUCCAUUUUAGUCAGUGUAUAUGGCGUAAUAUAUAAUCAUGUGGUUCGCAGCAUAUUUAUAACACAAACUCAAGACUUGCUUUGAGUAUACGUAUAUUAAUGGCAUUAUCAUUUGUUCCGGUCCAUGACGUUACUGACGCAUAUAAUGAACUUAUAAUAACUGAGUUUUAUCAAGAUAAUGAAGAACAACUAGAAUCUUUUAUUAGUUAUUUCAAACAUAUGUGGGUAGGUGUUCGCUCUUAUACCGGUAGACGUCGUCGUAAGCCUUAUUUUGAACUAACUUUAUGGAAUUGCUAUGAGGCUGUUAUAAACGAUGAAAAUCGUUCAAACAAUGCAAUCGAGGGAUGGCAUAAUUCAUUUAACUUGAAAGUACGUGUUCAUCAUGCAACUAUAAGUAAAUUUGUUGGAGUACUUCAAGAUGAGCAGGGUUUAACUGAAGUGCUAAUUACUCGAUAUAAUACUGGGUUAAACAUAUCUACCAAUCGUAGGCGAGUUUAUAUUGACAUCGAUUCAAGAAUUAAAAACGUCGUUUUGAAUUACGAUCCGCAAAACAAAUUAAAUUAUUUAAAAAACAUUGCCUCUCUUCUAAACAUUUAGAUGAUUAACACGUUAUUUGCAAAUUAAAAAUAUUAAUAAUAUGUGAUUGAGACUGUGUUCCUGUUUGUACCUUACAUAAUCAAAAAAUACUAUGUUCAAUUUUAAAAUUACUAUGUCAUUGAUGUAUAAAUUAAACAUUACGCAUACUAAGAAAAUGUGAUUGAGGCUGUACUUUAGUACUAAUUUAUAAUUUAAAGAUGACAUUACUUAUAUUAAGAAAAUGUGAUUGAGGCCGUGUCUAGGAUUAAUUGAUAAUUUAAAGUUGACAUUAUUCAUGAACAUAGCAUAAUGACA